CCCAUCCGUACGCUCGACGCCAUGACUGACCAGGACUGCUCGCCGAUUGAGAAAGUCACCUCACCGUCUCUAGAUAUACAACAUCUCGAGAAGAAGCUGCAUGCUACCCCGGAAGAGAGGCAGGCCGCCCUUACACAAGCUCUCGCAGUCGAUCCUGGUGUCAAAGCGGGCAGUUGGAGGGCGUACCAGAUGUAUCUGAUCGUUCUCUGCGCUUGUUGUUGCUCCGGGGACAGUGGUUUCGAUGGCACGGUCAUGUCUGGUGUCAACGCGAUGUCACAAUAUCAAACAUACUUUGGCAUGUCGAGUGCAGGUGCAAAGACCGGAAUUGUUUUCGGUAUAUUCACGAUCGGAUCUCUGGUUGGUGCUAUCCCCGCGUCAUACCUGCCGGAUCGAUUUGGGCGUAGAGUCUCUAUGUUUACUGGCAAUUUCCUCCUGAUCAUUGGCGCUAUCGUUACUGCAACCGCGACGCGGAAGAGUACUUUCAUUGGCGGUCGAUUCCUCACAGGUCUUGGGUCGGCCACGGCUGGAGCGUCAGCAAAAUCGUACCUCGCUGAGAUUACGCCACCUCAGACGCGAGGCAUGUUUCUCGGUUUUCUAAACUCUUUCUACUAUGUUGGCCAGAUGACGGCCAGUGGCAUGAUGGUAGCCACGGAAAAAUACAGUAAUGAAUGGUCCUGGCGUUUGCCUCUCUUUAUACAAGUUGUACCUGCAGCUCUCAACGUCAUAUUUGUAUUCCUUUGCCCGGAAUCGCCAAGGUGGCUCUACACUCAGGGAAAGACUGACCGGGCUCGUGCGAUCCUAGCGAGACUGCACUCCAGCACCGGCGACGUUCAUUCACCCCUCAUCGACCUUCAGAUAAACGAGAUCGAGGAGAAGAUUGUUCUCGAUGGCAGCGACAAACGGUGGUGGGACUUUAGAGCUCUGUUCCGCACACGUAGCGACCGGUACAGGACUUGGAUGGUCGUCCUUAUCGGCUCAUUUGGACAAUUGUCUGGAAAUGGCCUCAUCACCUAUUUCUUGCCGGUCUUGCUGUUGAAUGCAGGAAUCACAUCUCAAAGCAAGCAGCUUACUCUCAACUUUGUCAAUUCUGUCACCUCGUUCAUUGGCGCUCUUACGGGGUCGGUAUGCGUUGACCGUGUUGGGCGGCGAAAGCUCCUCUUAUGGUCUACCGGAUCGCUCGUCAUAAUGCUUGCGAUCGUGACAGGUCUGCUGAGCCAGCCAGGAAAUUCAGCUCGCGCCAAUGCAGGAAUUUCUUUCAUCUAUCUCUUCAUGGUUAUAUUCUCGUUCGGAUGGACGCCUAUGCAAGCCCUCUAUGGUGCUGAGGUUCUGAGUUACGAGACUCGUGCCAAAGGACUGGCCUUCCUCAACGUCGUAACGCAGGCAUCUUCCUGCAUCAAUACCUUCGGCCUCCCAGUUGCACUGGAAAAAAUAUCAUGGAAAGUUUAUGUCAUCUUCCUCGUCUGGGACGCGUUUGAGUUCAUUGUCAUUUAUUUCACGGUCGUUGAGACGAAAGGGUUGACAUUGGAGGAGAUUGAAGCAGUAUUCUCUCAGCCGAAUCCGAGGAAAUACUCUACAUCACAUAAGUUUAGGUUCAAGGCCACUGCCCAAGGUGAAAGUGCGUAGUGGAUACCGUAAAGCCUGUAUUUUAUCGAUACUACUCAUCUCCGUCUCUUGGUAUACUUACUGUGACUCUUUCGUGCUGAUCCUCUGCGUGAUUGGGUGUUGGUAGUACCGUUUUACGUGUAAAUUUUCUUCGCCCUGUAUGGAAUAAGAUAUUGCUACUGUUUCUAAAGGA
Messenger RNA from Stereum hirsutum FP-91666 SS1, 1795 nucleotides. Its product is annotated as general substrate transporter. Gene Ontology annotation, molecular function: carbohydrate:proton symporter activity. The record is from RefSeq and is a predicted model, not a curated record. Lineage: Eukaryota; Fungi; Basidiomycota; Agaricomycetes; Russulales; Stereaceae. Bases 22 to 1623 code for a protein of 533 amino acids. The transcript has 17 exons. Gene Ontology annotation, biological process: carbohydrate transport; transmembrane transport. Gene Ontology annotation, cellular component: membrane.